CAGUCCACACGCGUCCGGUUCGGCCUCCACAUCAUCAUCUCCUCUCCUCUCUCGUCUCCGCGCGCCGUGAGCCGUCCGAUCUCGCGCGGGCGGCCGUGAUCCGCUCCCUCCCCCCCACCCACGUGCUAGGCCGCCAUGCCACCCCUCUCCCCUUCCUCCUCGCCGCCGGCGACGGCGGCGGCGGUUCUCCGCUGCGGCUCCCCGUCGUGCCGCCCCGUCACACAUGAGCUGUUCAGGCAGAAGUUGAGUUUCAUGGUGUCAUUUCAAGCUCAACAUAUGAGAUGUGCUCCUCAUUUGAUCAAAUCAGUUGUUAAAGGUAUUAGAGCAAAUAUCACUGAUGGCGAGAAUGGAGCAACUGAACCAGCUAGGGAGCUAUUGGAGCGGCUGUUUGCGAAGACGCAAAGGUUGGAUACCAGUGCUUCCCAGGAUAGUGAGCUGAGUAUGAGCAUUGAUGUACUGAAGUCUGAAUUUGAGGCCGCCUUGUCUACCUUGAGGAAGAAAGAGAGGGAUCUCCGAGAUGCGGAGAAUCGGGUUUCAGUUGAUCAGGUACGCCUGAACCGGGCGAAGAAGGAUCUUGAUCAGAGAGAGCGUGGGAUCAAUAGAGCAUAUGCAAGGCAACAGGAAAUGGAGAGAUCACUGGGUAAGGCAAGUAGAGAUCUGGUUUUACAAGUGAGGCAGAUCGAUAACCUGAAGCUUCUUGUUGAUGAGCAAGACAAGAAAAUUGCCAGCUCACAAGAUUUGCUUUCUCAGAAGGUAACUGAAGUGGAAAAGCUUAAGCAAGAUAUGUUGAAGAAGAAUGAAGAAGUAACCUUGAUGCGUUCAGAGAUCAAGUCCAAGGAACAGCUGCUUCUUGAAGCUAAUCAGGCUGCUGAGCAGCAAGAAGCAACAAUUAAGGAGCUCCGGAGUGAAAUUAAAAGAAAAGAAAUUGAUUUUUCCAGAUCGAAUGAAUUGAGAAAGGCCAAUGAACAGAAACUAAAAAUCGCCGAGCAAGAACUUGAGAGGCAGAAUAUGGGAUGGUUAGCAGCACAGAAAGAGUUAAAGGAAGUGGCGCAACUAGCAUGCAAGGAUAUGGAUGGUAUCAAGGAUACAGUCAGUGACUUCAAACGUGUGAGGUCUCUGCUGGAUGCUGUACGGUCUGAACUAAUCGCUUCAAAAGAGGCUUUCUCCUCCUCUCGAAAACAGAUAGAAGAUCAAGCAGUGCAGAUGCAGAAACAAGUUCAAGAACUCUCUGGUCAAAGGCUAUUGCUUUCAUCUUUCAACCAGAACUUGGAAGCUGCUCGGUUGGAGAUUCAAGGCAAGGCAAAGGAGCUCAAUGCUGCACAGUCUCGCUGUCAUGAACUUGAAUCACUGUUACUUCAGGAAAAGGAGAAGGUUGAGUCUCUGGAAGCAGUGUUAACAAAAGAAAGAGAGAGCUUAGAAGAGAAAACCAAAGAAGUUGAGUUGCUUCAAAAGGCGCUCGUUCAGAAGGAAAAUGAGCACAGCAAUUCAUUAAAGCUUGUUGAAAUAAAAGAAUCUGAGCUGUUAGAAGCCCGAAAUGAAGUCCAAGAUAUGAAAUCAAAGGUGGAAUCUAUCCAAAUAGCUGUUCAGGAGAAGGAUUCAGAGCUUUCUGAAACACAACGCAGACUUGCUGAAGUGAACAGUGAAGUUGUUGAACUAAAGCAGCUGCUAGAUAGCAAGGAAGAUCAACUUGUUCAGGUUAGAACCGAAUUACAGGAUAAAGAACAACACAUACAGACACUACAGAAUAAAUUGGAUAGCAUGAAAUUCAGUUGCUCACAAGCUGAAUCUGUGGUGCAAAAGAUAGCUGAACUCACUGGCAAUCUUGCUAGUUCAGUAGAAGGCGAAGAGAUGGACAUUUAUGCAUUGCUGGAUGAUGAGAUUUCGAGCACAGGUACAGCCCUCAAGUCCAAUUUGCACAAGCAUAAUCAACUGGAGGCUGACAUAGAGAUGUUAAAAGAAUCCUUGCAUCAGAAGGACAUGGAUUUAAGAGCUGCCCAUGAAGCACUUGACGCGAAAGAUCAAGAGCUGAAGGCGGUAAUGAGAAGGUGGGAUGUGAAGGAGGAGGUAGACAAGUUGGAAGGGUUCCUGAAAGAUCCUAGUGACAUCAAGAGACCUUCUGAUUUUUCCGUUCAUAUGGGGCUCCAAAAUCUUCAAACUGAAGCUGCGGAGGUGGAGGCACUUGCUGCUACUACUACAUUGAAGAAACUUGCAGAUAUGGCUAAGGGAUUCCUGAGAAGUGGCAAAACUGAUUCUGGCAUCAAUCUGGUUGCAUCGCCAAGUGUAAACAGUACUAGAAUUGUUUCCAAGACCAAACCAAACAAGGAAAUGGAUAUGAUUCUUGAUGCUGAAAAGGAAAUUGCCGGGCUCUUUUCGUUGACAGAACAGCUCAUUACCGAGGCUGGAAUAGAUGUUGCUCACCAAGCAUAGCUUCAGAACCCAGAAAUGUAUAUCAUAUUGCAGUUUUGCAACAUUUAGAUAGUUGCUGUGAAGAUUCAGCUGAAAUUGUUAGCGUUUUCAUUUCUUUUGCUUUGGGUCUCAUCGCCCUGUUUGCUGUUGGAUUGCUCUGCUCCAAGUGCGAAAGGGAGACAUCGAUGUUGAUAUGCCUCUUACUGUUUACAUGAUAUAUUGCAUCUGCUGAAAUCCUAGAAAAAAAAUGAUAAAUUUGUGAUCCAAAACCCCUUCUCUAGUCAGCCAGUGGCGGAUUUGCUGACAACCUAGGCAGCUGCCUGUAAUUCAUAUUCUCCAAAACUCCUUCAGACCGGAGUUAAUGAAGAUAUCCAAAGCCUGUAAAAUUGUUGCUGA
This is a messenger RNA of Oryza sativa Japonica Group (Japanese rice), 2802 nucleotides long. RefSeq lists its product as uncharacterized. NCBI's taxonomy places the organism in Eukaryota, Viridiplantae, Streptophyta, Magnoliopsida, Poales, Poaceae. The record is from RefSeq and is a predicted model, not a curated record. Gene Ontology annotation, biological process: reciprocal meiotic recombination.